GUUAUUAACUAUGAUUUGCCUCAAGAUGCUGUCACUUAUGUUCAUCGUAUUGGUCGUACUGGCCGUUUGGUUACUGGUUAUUCAACGAGUUUUGUUGAUUUGAAAAAGAAUACAAAUCUCAUUCCGGAACUGAUUAAAAUUCUUCAAAGUUCUUCUACACCCGUUCCACAAUUUAUGGCUGGAUAUACUGCCAACGAAUCUGUUACAUAUGUUCCUUAUAACCAAAAGAAACAAAUUUCGUCAGAAUUUGAAAAUGGUGUUCAAAAUUAUCAAAACGGAUUCGAUAAUGGUGACAAUACAAAUGAUGUUUGGAAUAGUAAUGAGCCUCAAGUUGAACCUUUUAUCGACACUGCACUUGUCAAGAACACGCCUGUCGUCAAUACAGCUCCUGCUCAGAGUAUUGAAAGAUCCUCUGACUAUUGGGCUAGUGCAAUCAAGCAACCAGCUAAAUCUUCUUUUGUCCAGAAUGGCGCUAAACCGAUGGUUCAAACUCGUGUUGCUCCAGCAGCUCAAGCUCAUGUUGUGCCAGUAGCUCAAACUUAUGUUGCUCCAGUAGCUCAAUCUCGUGUCGUGCCAGCAGCUCACUCGGUUGCGCAAGAGAACACUAAUGAUUGGGACAAAAAUGACAAUUGGGAGGAUAUUGAUAAUUCUUGGAAUUGA
Molecule: messenger RNA, 660 nt
Organism: Meloidogyne enterolobii
Lineage: Eukaryota; Metazoa; Nematoda; Chromadorea; Rhabditida; Meloidogynidae
Source: the annotation of a GenBank genome assembly